GCUACGGUGGCCCGGAUGCGGAACGCCAGCCGACGGAGGGCGCAGCUGAACGAAGAGAAGAGGCGCGUGCCCUGCGGCGAGAACUACGAGCGCCUGCGCAGGCUUCGCGCGCAGCCGCCCGCCUGCUCCAACGUGGACAGGGCCAGCACCCGGCCGCCGCCGCUGAU
Messenger RNA from Prorocentrum cordatum, 167 nucleotides. The record is from the annotation of a GenBank genome assembly. Lineage: Eukaryota; Dinophyceae; Prorocentrales; Prorocentraceae.